AUGGCAAGAACCGUAGCGGCUCAGGAUCGGAAGAGGAAGGACAAACAAGACGGCGCGCGGGUACGGGAGAUGAAUACCACGGACGUUCUGAGAAAAGAAACGCAGGCAGGCAAAGUGAGGGUGGCCAACCGAGAGGGCGAGGUCCUUCUUGGCGGCAUCGGGUACAAGCGAGUGACCUGCGGCUCUCGGCCAGAAGACGGCCAAGAAGAUCAAGUCGAGAGUCCAUGGCGUCCAGGCAUGACGUCCAGACGGCUUAUAUCACGGGUUCCAAGGGCGAGAUCUGAAGAGCACCAGAAUGUAGCAAACGCAAAUGUAGCCAAAGACAAUCGUUUGACUCGGAUGGGAAUAAGACGAUCAGGAACAGCAAGGAAGUGGGAACAACAGCCCGACGAGAUGGAGGGUGCAGCCUCUGAGGGAGGGGUGGAGGGGUCCGUGGGGCUUGCGUUGGUUGUGAGUCCGCAGUCCGCAGUUUACAGCACAUCGCAGCGCAGACGUUGGAUAGACGGUAGCGGCGGCGGUUCGGCCGACGUCGUUCAUCAGCUGAGCUCCAAGCCUCCAAGAACGAAUAGGGUACACCAUCGAGGAAAAAAGGAGAUUAUUGCAAAGUGA
Molecule: messenger RNA, 609 nt
Organism: Colletotrichum abscissum
Lineage: Eukaryota; Fungi; Ascomycota; Sordariomycetes; Glomerellales; Glomerellaceae
Exons: 5
Coding region: 1-609 (202 amino acids)
Source: RefSeq, a predicted model, not a curated record